UUAUCACCGUCAAAGACGGCGGCGGAGCUCAUUCUACUCGGCCCAACUCAAAGGAGGGUGGUGUGAGUGUGACCGAGACUCCGAGAGAGAUCAGACGAGGAGAGAACGGAGCAGUAGAAGCAGCUCCGCCGCGUGCCGGAAGCCCCACCGGCGUAAGGGAUCGGAGCUACCCGCCUGCCGUUGGCAACACCAGUCAGCCGCCGCCGCCGCCUCGGGGCAGCAUGUACACGGCCGGCGCCACGGUCUGCCUGGCACCACCGGUCAGCUCGCUGCGCGCGGACGCCCGACGCCGGCUCAAGAUCGGCCCGCGCGCGGCGGCGUCGGCGAGGCGGUCCGACGGCCGGCGGCCUGAGCCGCCGGCGCGAGGCCCCGUCCAAGUCCACGGCGCGCCCAAGGGCGGCUCGCCGGCGAGGAGCACGGCCGCCAUGGCUGCCGGCGGCGGCGAGGUGAAGUACAUCCACAGCAAGGAGAGCACCAAGACGCUCCUCAAGAGCGAGGCCCUCUACGAGUACAUGCUCAACACGAUGGUGUACCCGCGGGAGAACGAGCACCUGCGCGAGCUCCGCCUCAUCACCGAGCAGCACACCUACGGGUUCAUGCUGUCGCCGCCGGACGAGGAGCAGCUGCUGUCGCUGCUGCUCAAGGUGAUGGGCGCCCGGAACACCAUCGAGGUCGGCGUCUUCACCGGCGGCUCCGUGCUCGCCACCGCGCUCGCCAUCCCCGACGACGGCAGGAUCGUGGCCAUCGACGUCAGCCGCGAGUACUUCGACCUCGGCCGGCCCGUCAUCGAGAAGGCCGGCGUCGCGCACAAGGUCGACUUCCGCGAGGGCCCCGCGCUGCCCAUCCUCGCCGACCUGCUCGCCGACGCGGGGAACGAGGGCGCGUUCGACUUCGCGUUCGUGGACGCGGACAAGGACAACUACGGCAACUACCACGAGCAGCUGCUGCGGCUGGUGCGCGUCGGCGGCGUGCUCGCCUACGACAACACGCUCUGGGGCGGCUCCGUGGCGCUGCCGGACGACGCGCCGCUGACGGAGGUCGACCGGGGGAUCCGGGAGGCGAUCAGGGCGUUCAACGCGAGGGUCGCCGCCGACGCGCGCGUCGAGGCCGUGCAGCUCCCCGUCGCCGACGGCAUCACGCUCUGCCGCCGCGUCGUCUGAGCGAGCUUGUAUUGUAGGGUUCCUUUUCUUGUGUGCGCGCUUCAGCGAGCAGAGUAUACUACAGUACUAUUACGAAAGAAUAAGGUAAACCUUGCUGUCCAUGUCCUUGCUUGAACAUCAAGCGGAAGCGGGCGUCUGGUCUGGUCCGCGCGCCUGCUCGCCGUAUCCAUCAUCUCUGUAAGAUUAUUUUAAUAUUUAAUGGCCAAUGUAAAUAAUGAAUUGAUUCUAAUAUUAAAGGUUUAGUAUAAUGGUUACUGAAUA
Panicum virgatum (switchgrass) is the source of this 1421-nucleotide messenger RNA. RefSeq names its product tricin synthase 2-like. The record is from RefSeq and is a predicted model, not a curated record. Gene Ontology annotation, molecular function: O-methyltransferase activity; S-adenosylmethionine-dependent methyltransferase activity. NCBI's taxonomy places the organism in Eukaryota, Viridiplantae, Streptophyta, Magnoliopsida, Poales, Poaceae. Bases 222 to 1160 code for a protein of 312 amino acids. The transcript has 5 exons.